AUGGAAACGCCGAAUGGUAGUAAUAAAUCAGGAGAUGAAAUCAAACGAGUAUCCGAUGCAAUGGAUGUAUUAGCUAAAAUAAUAAUACAAAGACGAAAGGAUAAUAAUCAAGUUAAAGUCGAUUAUGAAAAAAAAUUACAUGAAGUGGAAAAAUUAAUUAAUAUGAUACUUGCAUUGAAUCAAAAGGAUGAGAAUGGAUUUUCAGCAGAUACGACAGAAUUAGAUAGGAUAUUAAAUAAUGGUGUUGAAAUAAUUGAAAAUGGUGAAAGAAAACAAAAAUAUGCGUUAAUUCCAAUAGUAAAGACAGAAUCCACCAUACAUCAUAAUACAAUUGAUGAUUUAUCAAAUAAGAAGAAAAAGAAAAAGAAUAAGAUUAAUUGUUCUUAUUGUAAAGAGACAGGGCAUACACGAGCUGCAUGUCCAAAAAGGUUACUAAACCCAAAACCUCAGUCAUAA
Messenger RNA from Maudiozyma saulgeensis, 456 nucleotides. NCBI's taxonomy places the organism in Eukaryota, Fungi, Ascomycota, Saccharomycetes, Saccharomycetales, Saccharomycetaceae. The record is from the annotation of a GenBank genome assembly.